UCCAGCAAACAUGAGCGGCAGAGGAAAGGGAGGAAAAGGACUCGGCAAAGGAGGCGCCAAGCGUCACCGUAAAGUCCUCCGUGAUAACAUCCAGGGAAUCACCAAGCCCGCCAUCCGCCGUCUGGCUCGCCGUGGUGGAGUGAAGCGCAUCUCCGGUCUGAUUUACGAGGAGACCCGCGGUGUCCUGAAGGUCUUCCUGGAGAACGUGAUCCGUGACGCCGUCACCUACACCGAGCAUGCUAAGAGGAAGACUGUGACCGCCAUGGAUGUGGUCUAUGCCCUGAAGAGACAGGGACGCACCCUGUACGGCUUCGGAGGAUAAACACUGACUUCUGUUAUCGACAUUAAAACGGUCCUUUUAAGGGCCACACACUUAAUCUGAAGAUCUGAAAUCCUUUGUAGACCUAAACUGAAUAUUAAAUCUGCCUAGAAUACUAAUAUCAAUUUCGAAUUUAAAAUUCUUUGGAUAAUUUUGGACAAUAAACUGUAUUCAGGCUACACCUCUUGUGACCAUUACUUCGUGUCAUCUUGAUGUUGACUUGAUGUUAAAAUUGAAU
Messenger RNA from Pungitius pungitius (ninespine stickleback), 557 nucleotides. RefSeq names its product histone H4. Bases 11 to 322 code for a protein of 103 amino acids. The transcript has a single exon. The record is from RefSeq and is a predicted model, not a curated record. Gene Ontology annotation, biological process: nucleosome assembly. Lineage: Eukaryota; Metazoa; Chordata; Actinopteri; Perciformes; Gasterosteidae. Gene Ontology annotation, cellular component: nucleosome. Gene Ontology annotation, molecular function: protein heterodimerization activity; structural constituent of chromatin; DNA binding.